GUUACAUUGAGUUACGCAUAACUGUAUGAAUGUGUGUGUGCAAAAAUACGAAAGUUAUUUAUCAAAUGUGUUUCAUAAAACAGAGCACAACUACAAGAGGUCUAAGAAAUCAAAUUAAAACAAAACAAGAAUAAUAAUCACAAAUUAUAUGUUGUGAUGCGAGUACAAUGAUUUAUUACAAACAGUAGGAAACCAAUGUCUUCAAAUAAAAUGCGUCUGGAGCAAAGGAAGCAUACUAGUUUAUUAUCUGAACUGAAAACUGUUCUGUCAACAACUGAUAAGAAAAUAGAAGUGGGCAAAUCUAUAUUCAGACAACUCCUGAUUAAAAAUCCUCAUUUCAUGAAAAUGUACAAACCAAUUCAGUCAGUGACGUUACCACAAGCAUUGAAUUCAGACUACCUUACCACUAUGGCUAUACGUUAUGUGGACAGUAUAGUGGAUAUUGUGGAGAAUUUCAACGAUGAAGAAAAUUUACAACAAAAGAUUAAAUAUCUAGCUGGUAAACAUACAAACUGUGGAUUAACAGUAGCGCAUUUUGUAUCAAUUUUGCCUAUAUUCACAGACAGUAUUGUAUCUUAUUUGAAGAUUGAUGAUAAUAAAGAAAGUAUGCAAUUUAUAUUAUCGACUGUAUUUCCAAUGAUUGGGAAACGCCUAUAAUUUUCAUCAAGCAAUGCAAAUAAUUUACUGAUGAUAUCGAAUAAUAAAUAAAAUAAUUCAAUCAGUC
Trichobilharzia szidati is the source of this 724-nucleotide messenger RNA. The record is from the annotation of a GenBank genome assembly. Lineage: Eukaryota; Metazoa; Platyhelminthes; Trematoda; Strigeidida; Schistosomatidae.